GGGUGGGGUCUGGUGGAGUUGUACGACUUGGAAAGUAUGAGCUCACACUUGUAGUGGUUUUUGAUUUGAGCUGUGCUUUUGCCUCACAAACCCCGAAGAAGCUCGGCUAAACAACUAGAAAAUGGCAUCGAAAGGGAAGACUACAAGGGGAACUAUUAAGGACUAUCCAAAUUUUGAUGCAAAUCAUGAUGCUGAGGUGCUGAGAAAAGCAAUGAAAGGACUGGGUACUGAUGAAAGCGCCAUUCUUCAUAUCCUGACAACUAGAAGCAGUGCCCAGCGUAUGAAAAUCAACCUUCAGUACAAGACUCUGUUUGGCAGGGAUCUUGUUGAGGAUCUAAAAUCUGAAUUGGGUGGCAAGUUUGAAAAGCUGAUUGUUGGGCUGAUGAAGACCCCUCUACAAUAUGAUGUUUCCCAAUUGCACAAUGCACUGAAGGGUGCAGGAACUGAUGAAAAGUGUUUGAUCGAAAUUCUUGCCUCAAGAACCAACCAGGAACUUAGAGCAAUCAUCAAAGCCUAUAAGGAAGAAUAUGGCAAAGAUUUGGAAGAAAAUAUUGUUAGUGACACUUCUGGUCAUUUCCAAAGGAUUUUGGUGAUUCUUCUCCAGGCCAACAGAGAUGAGAGUACGGUAUACGAUGAUGCAUCAGUUAAAAAAGAUGCACAGGAACUGUUUCAAGCUGGAGAAUUGAAAUGCGGCACUGAUGAGUCAACAUUCCUCACGAUCAUCGGGACCAAGAGUUUUGCUCACCUUCGGCAAGUUUUUUCUGAGUACAUGAAAAUCUCAGGCUAUCAGAUUGAAGAAAGCAUUUCUUCUGAGACGUCUGGAAAUCUGAGGACUGCAUUACUAGCAGUUGUGAAGUGUAUAAGAAGCGUUCCUGAGUAUUUUGCUACGACUUUACACAAUGCUAUGCAGGGAGCUGGUACCGAUGAUGAUACACUUAUCAGGGUAAUGAUUUCAAGGAGUGAAGUCGAUUUGCUAGACAUACGGGAGAAGUUCUACACCAAUUAUGGAAAAACUCUCUCCAGUAUGAUCAAGAACGAUACAUCGGGCGAUUACAGGAAUGCCCUUCUCAGUAUGUGUGGCGGUGAAGAUCAAUAAUGCCACUUAUGAUUUAAUCAAUUCCACAUAUAGAUUUGAGGCUUUGGCCUGUAUGAUUAAUUAAGCAGAUAUUAUUGUAAUGCAAUUUUUUUAGGAACUAAAGCUUGUAAAGCAUGCAUAAGAAAUUAUUUUUAGCACUUUUGAGGGAGGUCUCUGAUAGUUCCUCUUUCUUCAUUUGUGAUUUAUAUAAUUAAUAUUGACUACCAUGACACAAACCAUUGUCUUACAUGGCAGAAGACUGUCACCGAGAUGAAUAAUUCCUCUCUGAUCUCAAAGGUGUUCAUUCUAUUGCAUUUAUUCACUUUGCAAUCUAAGCUUGCUAUUCACCAUAAUCAAGUAGUUAAUGCAGCUGCCAGUUUAACAAUUUAUUACUGUCAUAGCAGUAUGUCAAUGAAAUAUAAUGAGUAAUUUGAAACUAAAUGUAAAUGUAUAAGGUUGAAGUUGGAGCUUUUUGAGAUUAACUAACUACCAGAUAUUGUCUUUGCUUUGCUCCUGAGGGAACCAAGUAAAUGAAGGAGGCCAAUCAGUAUUAAACAUACUCAUUUCUGUCAUAGCAAUAGA
Hemiscyllium ocellatum (epaulette shark) is the source of this 1657-nucleotide messenger RNA. RefSeq names its product annexin A5b (gene anxa5b). Gene Ontology annotation, cellular component: cytoplasm. The record is from RefSeq and is a predicted model, not a curated record. The transcript has 13 exons. Lineage: Eukaryota; Metazoa; Chordata; Chondrichthyes; Orectolobiformes; Hemiscylliidae. Gene Ontology annotation, molecular function: calcium ion binding; calcium-dependent phospholipid binding. Gene Ontology annotation, biological process: negative regulation of coagulation. Bases 122 to 1096 code for a protein of 324 amino acids.